AUGAACGAUUCAACAGGUUACAAUGGUCGUUCUCGUCCACGAGCACAAUCUCUUUUUGAAUAUCGUUCACAGACUAAUGCUGAGAUAACAGUUGCUCUAUUCGAUAGAUUAAUUGCAUCUCAAGAUACAAGCAGUGCGUCCAAUGAAACUACUGAUUGUUCAGAUCAAUCUGAUAUUAUUAUUCGUACUGGUCUACGACGUACAAUAUUUUUCAUAACUCAACCUAUUAUUGCUGGAUUUUUUAUUUUUCCAUUACUGAUACUAUUUUGGCAGGCCGGAUGGAAUUUUAUGGUUGUAUGGCUUGAAACUCCUACGAAUCAACAUUGGAUAGUAUUAGUUAUGCUUUAUUUCUUGGCUCAAUUCAUCUUUCUGUUUAUCUAUUUAAAUCAAGAUCAUCUAUAUGAUUAUCUUCAUAAAAAGAAACUUAAUAUAUUUAUUUCUCUUGUUGUACAAUGUCAUAAUUUUAUUGUUUCUUCAACUUAUAUUAUACAAUGGGUAUCAAUGUGGACAGUAUGGGACCGUUAUACACCAGCUGAUUGGUUACUUAUGCUUACAAUUAGCAUAGCAGCUCUAUUAACUGUUAUUGGUUUAAUGGGACAUCCAUGUGAUCUUGUCUGUGCUCCAUUCAUACUCAGUUAUGAUUCUGUUGAAUAUAAUAUUCGAAUUGGAUCACCAUUUUUAACAAAAAACAUAAGUGAAUGUUUUGCUCAUUUUCUUAAUUAUAUGUUUUAUGAAUAUAUUAUAUCACUACUAUCUAUCUUGGCAUGGCGUGGUUCCUACACAUUACUUGAUGUUUUCCUUUUUCCAAAAAAUCCCUUAAUGUCCGCUGUUUCAAGUCUUUUUCUUGGUUAUCCAUUAUAUUUUUUACUUAUGUAUACUCAAUCUUCUAUGAAAAAACUGUGUCAACUGCCAACGAUUACGUAUUUAAAUUAUCCAUCUUUAAUAUGUAAUAUUCGUCAUCUAACCGCUUUUUCUGCAUGUGUCCUAUUAUGGAGAGGAUUUUGGCUUUUAUUUGAUACAUACAUUGCUACGAUGACAUUAGCAAUAAAAUCUCCUUAUUUAUUCUAUCUAAUAUGUAUGUUUAUAUCUUUUUUUAUUUUAAGUCUUUUGAGAACUGCAUCAUCUAUUAAUGGUCCUAUGUCGCAUAUGUUCGAUCAAUAUGAUCUUUUUCCUGAUUAUCCAAAUUGUUAUUUAGUCGAGUGGUUUAAUCAAAUGAAAAAAAUAGAUGAUACUUCAUCAAAAUCAAGUAAAAAUACAAGGAUUUAA
Rotaria socialis is the source of this 1266-nucleotide messenger RNA. The record is from the annotation of a GenBank genome assembly. NCBI's taxonomy places the organism in Eukaryota, Metazoa, Rotifera, Eurotatoria, Philodinida, Philodinidae.